AUGAUGGGGGCCAAGCCAUGUGUGCGUGGUCCCGCCACGGUGGCGGGCCUCGCGGCGCGACCGAGCCGCAGCCAGCUACGUAGACCCACGGGUGCGCCGAUCACGGCGGACUGGGCCCACCAGACAGCGCGGGCGCGCAGGCACUGUGCAGUGAAGGCUGGCAAGGACUCGAAGGACGCCGAUGCGGACUCGAAGGAUGACGAGGACUCGGGUCUCGGGUACAAGAAGCGGAAACUCACUGUAGGGAGCUUUGCGGAGCUAGUGGGCUUCGGACUGGGCCUUCCGGUGCCCGCGGAGGUGAAGCUGGACAAGGAGCGGUGGGUCGUGAAGGCUGACUUCGAGUCGAACAACUUCGACGCCGAGCAGACGUACCGCGACCAGGGGUACGUGGACGAGAGCGACAGCUCCGGCCUCAGCACCGGCGCGCUCGGCGCGCUGAUCUUCGGCGUCGUCAUCCUGGUCGGCGUCGCCCUGAGCAUGGUUUAUCUCGUGAAGUGA
Messenger RNA from Pedinophyceae sp. YPF-701, 498 nucleotides. The record is from the annotation of a GenBank genome assembly. Lineage: Eukaryota; Viridiplantae; Chlorophyta; Pedinophyceae.